Colletotrichum destructivum is the source of this 2315-nucleotide messenger RNA. Its product is annotated as Putative major facilitator superfamily, MFS transporter superfamily. Gene Ontology annotation, biological process: transmembrane transport. NCBI's taxonomy places the organism in Eukaryota, Fungi, Ascomycota, Sordariomycetes, Glomerellales, Glomerellaceae. The transcript has 4 exons. The record is from RefSeq and is a predicted model, not a curated record. Gene Ontology annotation, cellular component: plasma membrane. Gene Ontology annotation, molecular function: transmembrane transporter activity. The coding region runs from base 216 to 1865 and encodes 549 amino acids.
CCAUGGUCAAGGGUGACGGUCACAUAGCUAUAGUUAGGAACUCUUCGCAGCGUGUACGUGUAGAACCAUUGGAACCCCGCCCUUCCCAGCAAGUUUAUAUCUGUUGGAAAAGUGUCAGCCCCUAUCAGGGCCUCCCUAAUCUCAGACUUCUGCGGAAAACAUCGUCCAUGACCCUUUCCUAGCAGUGCUCCCUAUCACAAGAGCCACCAGAAAGCAUGGAGGGCAUUCCAACAGAGACCUCCCGUCCGGCUGGAGUGACCGCAGACGGCAUCGAUAACCAGCAGAGCGAAGAGCAGCACGCAGCUGAACACAUGCAAGGAUGGGCUCUCGCGUCUUUGACCAUGGCUUUCAUGUCCGUAUGCUUCGUGCUGGCGCUUGACAAUACCAUUCUGGCGACCGCGAUACCCCAGAUCAGCAGCGACUUCCAAAGCCUCAACGACAUCGGUUGGUAUGGCUCCUCCUACCUGAUCGCGCAGAUGGCGCUGCUGCCGACCUGCGGCCGUCUGUAUGCGUUUUACAACAUCAAGUGGGUGUACUGCCUUUCUCUCGCCGUCUUCGAACUCGGCUCCAUCGUCUCGGCAGUGGCGCCGAACUCGAUGACGCUCAUCGUAGGGAGAGCGGUCUCUGGCCUCGGCGCCGCAGGUUUGGUCAGCGGGACGACAACCAUUUUGUCUUACUGCGUCGCCUUGAAGAAGCAGGCGAUACUGUCGCCCUUUGUCUUGGGCAUGUACAGCAUUGGUUCUACCGUGGGGCCGCUCGUGGGCGGUUCUAUAACCGAUAAUAAGGCACUCACUUGGCGGUUUGUGUUCUGGAUCAAUCUCCCUUUCGGGGCUGUCGGACUGCUUCUGGUUUGGUUCGCCUUGAGGAAGCCUCCACCGGCAGUACAAGGAGGGUUACCAUGGCUCCAAAAGAUCCGUCAAAUAGAUAUUCCGGGGGCCAUUCUUCUGCUCGGGGCAACAUCGUGUCUGAAUCUAGCUCUUCAGUGGGGUGGCAUCGUUUACCCAUGGUCCAACGCGAAUGUGUUUGGCUGCCUGAUCGGAUUCGGUCUACUCCUGGCCACAUUUUUGUACUUGCAAGUCCGGGGCAAAGAAAGCUCCACCGUUCCGCUUCACAUCUUCCGUAGCCGCACCGUCUCAGCGUCAUGCGGCUUCAUGAUGCUCGUCCAGGUGGCCAUAGUGUUGCAAUCGUACUACUGGCCCAUAUACUUCCAGUCGGUCAGGAACACCAAUGCCAGAGACUCAGGAAUCAACCUGCUCCCAUCGAUUGUGUCCAACAGCCUCGGCACUUUCUGCGCUGGUUGGAUCUCGUCAAAGACUGGGCACUACGUACCACUGAUGUGGAUCGGCGCCCCCGUCUUGGCUACCGGAGGCGGUCUGUAUCAACUCAUCCGCGCCAGCAGCCCUAUGGGGCAAUGGAUCGGGUUCCAGAUCCUGUCCGGGCUUGGCUACGGCAUUUGUAGCCAGAUGCCUAUACUGGCGGUUCAAGUCGUGCUCAGCAAGUCAGAUGUGCCAACGGGCCUCGUCAUGAUCAUGUUUUUCCAAAUGUUGGGAGGCGCCUUGGCUCCUAGCGUUGGUCAGAACCUUUUCACUGACGGACUUCUGCGGAAUCUUAGUAGGGUUCAGGGGGUCGAUGGUGCAGCCGUAGUGGCGGCGGGUGGAGUGGGAUUCAGAGACAUGGUUCCUCCAGAACGACUGGAUGCAGUCAUUAACGCAUUCAACUCUGCCUUGAGAAAUGUGUUCUGGGUGGCCCUCGCUGCCCCAGUCCUUGCUUGGAUCGUCAGCUGGGCGAUGGAGUGGAGGAAACUGCCCGACUCUAAGACUGCGACAAUACAAGCCCCCCCGACUACAGAGGCCUCGGAGAAAUAGUUGACGGUUGGUGGAUCAAAUGUUUUUAAGACACAAGGAAAGGAGCUAUUUCUGUCACCAAGAUUGAGAAACCGGUAAGCACGGCCAGUACCAGGACACUCACUGAAGCCUCGAUGGUCUCGUUGAUACAUUCCCGACCACAGCGGGGCAGCUCUCUGCUCCCGCCUCUUUCCUUGCUGGUUCAAGCACAGAAUCUAGAUAUUAGACGACAAACCCAGGUUCCAGUGAAAGUUAUUCCGAGCAUUGUCCCAUGUCCGACACGAUUUUCAGAAACCACACACGUAAUGACACUUCAUUGUUGUUUGGCGGAGAGCUGCGGAGAGCUGUUUGAUGUGUACAAGGAUAUAGAAGUUACCAGGCAUAAUGAACUUGUCGUUAGGGCCGCCACUCGGUUAGAAAUGGCUGGCGCUAGUUUUGGUACCUUCAGCAUUUGAAUCUCGAAGAUUGAUU